CAUAUGUUGUAAAAGCAACAAUUUCUGACUUCACUUUUAGAGAUACCUGGUAUUAUGUCCGGUGUCCCAAAUGUGCACGAUCAAUAUUCAAGAAAGGUGACGAGUGGUUCUGUACAACUCAUGGAACUGCCAAUCAACCAAAUUUCCAGUAUACACCUACAUUAACUUACAUUUUCCUUACUAUUCUUAAAAACAACAAUGUAACUAUAUUUGCACAUGCAGCUACAAAAUCGCAGCAGUUAUCGCAGAUGCAACAAACUCUACAACCAUCUUCAUGUCUGAUGAUGCCACACGUAGCCUCACAAAUACAUCCGUGCAAGAAAUGCUUAACAAGCACCCCGAUGACACCAAAAAAGUUCUACCCUCAACAAUUGAACAACUUAAAGGCUCAACAAGAAAUAUGUUUAUAGAGUGCAGCAAAUCAUCCAGUUCCAACAACAUCCUUCCUAUAAUCACCAAAUUAACUACGUGUGAAAUUUUAGAAAACCCAGCCAUAUCACCGCUAACAACAACAGUAACGCCAACAACAACAAAACACACCGGAAUCAACAACAAAGACGAGACGACACCUAAAAAAUCACGCAAAACUGGUAAACGCCUACCACUCGGCCCUACAGUUGAUGUUCCAAAAACCUCGCCUCAGAAACAGAAAAAAAAAAACAAGGAACAAGGAUAAACAUAAUCUCAAAUGUAACCCUCAAACACCCAAGCACAACCCACUACAUUGUUAAUAUCUUAUCUACACAUCCAAGGACAUGUAUUUUAUCUUUUCAAACAUCUAUGUAUAUAAACGAAACAAACAAUAAGGAUGGUGUUAAACUAUGUUAAAACAAUUGUAUCUUAUGUAUAACUGACAACCAUGGUGG
Lactuca sativa (garden lettuce) is the source of this 866-nucleotide messenger RNA. NCBI's taxonomy places the organism in Eukaryota, Viridiplantae, Streptophyta, Magnoliopsida, Asterales, Asteraceae. The record is from RefSeq and is a predicted model, not a curated record.